Molecule: messenger RNA, 843 nt
Organism: Geodia barretti
Lineage: Eukaryota; Metazoa; Porifera; Demospongiae; Tetractinellida; Geodiidae
Source: the annotation of a GenBank genome assembly
GUGCCGCUUAGAAGUGUAAACCCCACAUCUCCCGGGAGGCGCGGUGUAGUCCUUCCCUCCUUUGAGGAGAUAACCAAGAAGAAGCCUGAAAAGUCGCUGCUGGCGCCUCUGAAGAAGCAUGCCGGGAGAAACUCCCAGGGUCGACUGACCGUGCGCCAUCGCGGGGGUGGCUCCAAGCGAAGGCUGCGUAUCAUCGACUUCAAGCGGGACAAGGUCGGAGUUCCGGGCAAGGUGGUCUCCAUAGAGUAUGACCCGAACCGCUCCGCCCGAAUUGCCCUCAUCCAGUACGUCGACGGGGACAAGCGGUACAAUCUGGCUCCCAACGGUCUGACUGUGGGAGCGAAAGUGGAGGCGGGCCCCAAUGCAGAGGUCAAAGUGGGCAACGCCCUCCCUCUGAGGCUCAUACCGUCGGGGAACACCGUCCACAACGUGGAGAUGCACCCCGGCCGAGGCGGGCAGCUUGUGAGGGGAGCCGGGACGUCGGCCCAGGUGCUAGCCAGGGAGGAGGAGGGCUACGUCUUGCUGCGUAUGCCGUCCGGGGAGGUGCGCCGCAUCAAUGCAAGCUGUAUGGCCACCAUUGGACAGGUGGGCAACGCAGACCACAAGAACAUCAAGCUAGGCAAAGCCGGCAGGACGCGCCACUUGGGUCGCAGACCCCAGGUGCGUGGCUCUGCAAUGAGCCCACGGGAUCAUCCGCACGGCGGUGGCGAAGGUCGCUCCGGCAUUGGAAUGCCCGGGCCAAAGACCCCUUGGGGUAAGCCGGCCCUGGGCUACAGGACCCGCAGGCGCAAGGGCGUAAGCGGAAUGAUAGUAAGGCGCAGGAGCAAGGGCGGCAGGCGAUAG